This is a messenger RNA of Hydra vulgaris (swiftwater hydra), 1573 nucleotides long. The record is from RefSeq and is a predicted model, not a curated record. Lineage: Eukaryota; Metazoa; Cnidaria; Hydrozoa; Anthoathecata; Hydridae.
AUGUCAAUGAAUGCAAUGAAAUGGCUAAAUAUUGCAACUUGACUAGUAGUGAUUGUAAGAACACUAAUAGAAGUUACAGUUGUACUUGCAAGUCUGGGUGGAUAUUGGAAAACAACAGUUGUGUUGAUAUCAAUGAAUGCAAUGAGUUGGCUAAAUAUUGCAACUUGACUAAUAGUGAUUGUGAGAACACUAAUGGAAAUUUCAGUUGUACUUGCAAGUCUAGGUGGAUAUUUGAAAACAACAGUUGUGUUGAUGUCAAUGAAUGCAAUGAGUUAGCUAAAUAUUGCAACUUGACUAAUAGUGAUUGUGAGAACACUAAUGGAAAUUACAGUUGUAAUUGCAAGUCUGGGUGGAUAUUUAAAAACAACAGUUGUGUUGAUGUCAAUGAAUGCAAUGAGUUAGCUAAAUAUUGCAAUUUUACUAACAGUGAUUGUAAGAACACUAAUGGAAGUUACAAUUGUACUUGCAAGUCUGGGUGGAUAUUGAAAAACAACAGUUGUAUUGAUAUCAAUGAAUGCAAUGAGUUGGCUGAACCUUGCAACUUGACUAACACUGAUUGUGUGAAUACUAAUGGAAGUUUUAACUGUACUUGCAAGUCUGGGUGGAUAUUGAAAAACAACAGUUGUGCUGAUGUUAAUGAAUGUGAUAGUUCAAUUGAUCUUUGCUACGCGACAAACACAGUUUGUGUCAACAGCAUCGGAAGCUAUUAUUGUUAUAAAGGAGAGUGGAGCACAUGGAGUGAAUGUAGUGUAACAUGUGGAUCUGGUUACAAAUACAGCAUUUUAAAUACACAGGGUAAAUCUGAACAAGAAGCCAACCGGAGUCUACCAUGCAUGAACACAAAGUGUUCAGUUGAUGGGAAUUGGAGCAAUUGGACUACCUAUAAAUCAUGUUUAGACUCAUGUGGUAUUUGUUAUACAAGACUAGAGAGGUAUUGUAACAAUCCUGCGCCAGAUAAUGGUGGUCAUGAUUGUUUUGGUAAUAAUGUUCAAUAUCAUGAAAAUAAUACAAUAUGUAGAGUGAAUGGUGGUUGGACACAAUGGUCUUCAUGGUCAUUAUGCAGUCAGCCAUGUCAAGGUGGUGUAAAGACAAGGUAUCGUAGCUGCACAAAUCCAGUACAAAAAUAUGGAGGUUUGCUGUGUAAUGGAAAUAAUACAGAUGAAAUUACUUGUUAUUCAGAUAAAUGCAAAAACGUGACAGCCAACUUUAGUAUUAUUUUUACAGAUGAAGAUUAUAAAGUACAGUAUUCAAAUCCGUCUGAUGAAAUAUAUAAACGAUUCGAAGACAAAAUUAAAACUGCAAUAGAAAACCUUUAUAACAAGUUCAAUAUAACUGUAUCUUUCAACUUGAAGUUGAAUUCCAUCAAAAACGGAAAAGAUUAUCAAACGAAACCUUAAUCGAUUAAAUAAAAAGAUCUCAGGCAUGUUUAUAUUUUCUGGCAGUUGAUUAAAAAAAUUUAAUAUCAAACUUUUAAAUUUAAAAAAUGUAAAAUACGAAACUUUUUUUUUUUCAUUUUUUAUUUAUUUAACAAUUUAUUAUCGAAGAUUAGAUAAAUCAAUUUUUUUUUUUUUUU